UAUCAUGGCGGCAAGGCGCUUGUUUCAAAACAGCUGAAUAAUCGUCCAAAUUUUCGAUCUUCAUCCUCUCAAAAGGAUAAAGGAAAUACGAUGAACAAUGUGGACAGGCUAGAUGUUCAUCCUCGAAUUAUUGCAGCCCUCAAGAAGGGUAAGAGAUAGGUGAAUACGCGGAUACUCAGUCACUACGUAUGCACGUAUCCGCGUAUCCACUUAGUAAAUAGUCACGGCGUAUCCGUGUAUCCACUUAGAUACACACUUAGACUGCAUAUAAAGCUUAUAACAAGCUUAUGUCCAUUUGUUGUUCUUAAAGCCACUGAAGGUAGAAAAGCGCAUAAAAGGGAUAACUGCGUAUCCACGUAUCCAGCUCUUUCAGGGAUACAACUUCGAAGUGGCAGGGUAUUCUGUAGUUAAGAGCAAUCGAUCGAUGGAAAGUUUUCUGUACUUCUCAGUGAAAAUUCAUGAUCAUUUACUAUGUUUUAUUAGUAUUGAUUACACUAUAAGAAAGAAGCUUUUGUUAUAGUGGAGCUGCACUUGUGGAACAGCCGUGGGGGUACAGCUUGCCUUUGAUGGGAUGAUGACCCCAUGGCAGCCCCCGGAUUUUCACCUGCACUCCGGGAGUGGGUGGGGUAUUUGCCCUCUUCUUACAUCCUAAGCACCUUAAGUGGCCCCAGUCCCUGGGAAUUUGCCAUGCGAAAAAAGGCUUAAGUGAGUAAGCCCGGGAGGCAAGAUGGGUGCAGCUGGCAUUGACCAAUGCAAUUUUUGUUGCCCAGCCAAUUUGCUUGAAUAGAAUUAUCAUUAUUUUAAUCUGGAAUAUAUCUAUAUUUUUUCAAGCAAAGUUGACAAGUCUUGCCACCAUCCUCUGCAUGUCAGCAGCUGAUCUUGAGAGAGCCACAAAGCUAUCUUUCUUUGACAUCGCCAUUCUUCUUAAAGCUGUUUCAUAUUCUCUCCCAUGUCCACCUAUGAGAACUGCCCUGUCACUCUACAACAUUCAGGCCAAAGGCGAGGGGUCACCUUGGGGACACAAGUUGUCUCUAGGAUGCCAGAUACUUGAUGAAUUUCUUCAUGGGGGCAUCCUGAAGCAGGGCAUCACAGAGGUGACAGGAGAGAGCUCCUGUGGAAAAACACAGAUCUGCUUGCAGUUGUGCCUGACAGUCCAGUUACCUGAGGAAAAAGGAGGGCUUGAAGGAGGUAUUUGUUAUAAUAAAAUAUUAUUAUUAGUAAUAACCAAAGGUUAAUGUAAGUUUGACGUGAUACAUGGUCAAACAGCGUGCAAAGACAGUUGUGUCUGAUAACCCGGGGCUAGUAGAUUUUGCUAUUGGGCUAGUGAUUUUUGUUCGUAACUUGCCUGACAGGCAAGUGCUGUUUUUUGGGGAAAUUCAAAUUACUGAAGGAUUGUCAUCAAUCCUGCUAAUCAAAAAGGGUUUGGGGCUAGUUGAAAUGACCUGACGGCUAGUACAUGCCAGCUUCAGCUUGCCCGAAUGGCAGGCUGUAAAACUGACUUUCUUUGCACCCUGUCAAAUCACAUGUGAUCAUAUUACUGGUGACAGAAGGCCCAAAUUUGCGUGAUCAGAUUGUGUUCUGUGCAUUCCAGUCAUUCUUAGGGGGCCUCUUAGGGAGGGUACAUAUUUCUCUAAUCUGAAUUUCAAAUACGAUUUUUUCACACUUUGCAGAGUAGGCUAUGUCCUUGUCGGUAUUUAACCCAUGUUCAUGUUGUUUGUUGGCAUUUUAUCUAGUCUUCUGUCACUGUUUCAGGGCCAUGUCACCUGUGGGAAUUUUUACCCUAACAGGACCUCUUCCUAGAGGGAGUCCAAAUGAAACUGGCUACAAACAUGACGUGCAUGCGUAAUAGUAACCUGGAGAUUAGGAUUGUGGGCUCCUCUUGUUACCCACAUUGAACCUUUAGUAGCAGUCAACUUCCAUUUCUUAUAAUUAUAUCGCUGUUAGUCAAACAUUGAGCUCAUGAUUAAAUGAAUGUUCAUUAUCAUUUAUAAAAGACAAAAUGUCCCCAUCCUCAAUACCUUAUCUUAUUUAACUGUAAAGAAAAGAAAUGUAAUUUAAUUUUAAAAAUAAAAAAUCAAUGGUCUUAGGUGUUUCUAGCUGAUGUGGCCUAGUUUUAUAAUCCUCUGAUUGAAGUGUUUUAAAUUAUAAACGGUUCUCACUGAAGCUUGCACUUCCCCCAUAUAGGUGCAGUUUAUAUCUCAACUGAGGAUGUUUUUCCAAGUAAACGACUCCAUCAGCUUACACAGUGUUUUGCCAAAAAUCAAGCAUCACAUCCUUCAGCUGUUAAAAUCAAGUUUAGUGACAAUGUUUUUAUUGAACAUGCAGCUGAUGUGGUAAGUCCCAAAAUCAAUCAAUCGAACAACAUGGCUUUAGAGAUAUACUUGGUGAGUUGCAAAAUUUGAGAACGAGUCUUUAAAAAAAUUUAACACUCCAAAACACAAAACCACCUGACAACGAGACUUCAAGACCCACCUCAAAUGCUUCCAACUUUUGAGAUCGGGCCAAAAUUUUCCAAGACCCACACUUUUGGAGGAAUCAUUCUACAGCCCUUAAAUACAUGAAUGUAUUACUAUGAAUGUAUUAUUAUGUAUAAACUUUGCUAUUGAGCCUUUGAGGAUAGUGGUGGUGGUGGUAAUGGUGGGGGGGGGGGGGGGGGGGGAUUGAAGGGAUGUUUGGUUGGGGGGGGCGGUUGAGGCAAAAACCCUAGUAAUGUGUUACCCAGUUAUGAAAAAAAAACCUUUAUUUAUUUUUUUGGCGCUCACGCAAAAUAACAGGGCAAAAUUGUACACCCCGGUUUAUUUAACCAGUAGAAUUUUAAAAGACCAAGUGGGGGGGGUGGGGGGGGGGGGGGGGGGGAGCGGUAAUGAAGGUAUGUUUGCUUGGAGUGUGCAGUUUAAGACACAACCCUUUCAAUUGGCUACCCAGUUAUUACAAAAAGACCUUUAUAUGUUUAUGUGCGGCUCAAGACACUAGAAAGUGACAAAUUGUAUACCCUGUGUAAUUAAGACUGUAUAAUUUUAAAAGACUCAAGGCCCUGAAAACCACACCCUUUUUGGCAGCACUUACCUUGUUGAUCCAAAUAGGGAGUGCCCAUCCUUGCAGGACUGAGCCUCCUGUAAUUAAGUAACCAGUUAAGCCCUUCCAAUCCCCACAAAACCACAAAAGACAUGGUGAUGCCAUUCAGGUUAGAUUCACAUAAAUUGCAUCUUGAUGUGAUCUUCUCAAACUCAUUAAUAAUUCAUAAAGAAAAUACUUGGGAAAUUAAUGUUAAAUGAGUGUAUGAAAAUCAGAUGAAAAACUGCUUAUUUUUGCAUCCUUAAAUUCUCCUUCAAAAAUCAUGUUGUUUGAGAAGAAAUAUCAAGCAUUCAACACAGCGUUUCAUAACCUGAUGAAACACCUCAAAGUUCCUCAAAAAUACUCCCCAGUGCAUCCUAUUUUCAACUCUCGUCUCAGCAUUUCGUCUGGUGAUGAAACACUGCGUCUCACGCUUGAUAUAUUGCUUCCUGAAGGCUUGAAAUUGGUUAAGUAAGAAUUGAUUACAGCAUAUUUCUUAAUAAUACAGGAUGACUUGAGGAACAUCAUUAACCAUCGCCUGCCGGUGCUGCUUAAUAGGGGAGCUAUCAAGCUUGUUGUCAUUGAUUCCAUUGCCGCUCUUUGCCGUGUGGAAUAUUCAUUUGGUGAAACUUCAAAGCGAGCAAAUGUUCUUAGGUCAUUUGGAGCCCAGCUUCACAAGCUUAGUGCGCAGUAUGCUGUUCCUGUGGUGUGUGUAAACCAGGUAUGUUGGUAGUCCUGUGGUGUACUUAUUUCUUUCCUCACCUUGUUGGCAUUAGCAUUUUAAGCAAAACUUUCAUAAACACAGCAAGACGCUGUGGGAGCGUAUAUUUGGGAAUCGAUGAACUUGGCGUGUGUGAAGUUUUUUAUGUGAAUGAGGAAUGUGUGAAUAGUGCACUGCAGCAGUUGGUUGAGAUACGUGGAAUGGAAGGCGAGACUCAGUACUGGAGUUAUAUUGGACGUGAAUUGGUAAGAUAAUGCCUGUAGUUUGUUAAUCAGAAAAACUUGUUUCUCGUAGAAUUUAAUAUGAAGUAACAAAAAAUACUUAAUUUAGUUGUAGCAGUGAGGUAGUUGUUGAAGUGAUAAUUUGGUUAUGAAGGGAUAGUGUAGUUACAGUGCGUUGAAAGAAAGUGGUGGUUAUGAAAAGUCAUCAAUAGUCGAAAACAUACUAGUACUUAUUUUAAACGUUGUUAGGCUCGCUUAGUAGCAUCGGUUAUUUGUUUGUAAUCGGUAAAUCACUAGAUCUGUGAAUCAAUAAAUCGCUAGAUCGGUGGAUCGCCAGAUCGGGGGAUCUGUAGCUCGAUGGAUUGGUAGAUCGUUAGAUAUGUGGAUCUGUAGAUCGAUGGAUCGGUAGAUCCUUAGGUCGGUGGGUCACUAGAUCGCUAUAUCGGUGGAUCAGUGGAUCGCUAGAUCGUUGGAUCUGUAGAUCGGUGGAUCGGGGAUUCGUUAGGUCGGUGGAUCGGUAGAUCGCUGGGUCGGUGAAUCGCUAGAUCGUUGGAUCGGUAGAUCGACGAAUCGGUGGAUCGCUAGAUCUAGGGAUCUGUAGCUCAAUAGAUCGGUAAAUCGCCAGAUCGGUGGAUCGGUAGAUUCAUGGCUCGGUAAGUGAAUCGUUGGGUCGGUAGAUCGGUGGAUCUGUAGAUCGCUAGAAGAGUGGAUCUGUACAUCGGUGAAUCGGUUGAUGGCUAUAUCGAUUGGGGUUAUGUAGAUCGAUGGAUCGGUAGAUCGAUACUGGAUCGGUAGAUCGCGUGAUCUGUCACUCGACGGAUCGGUAGAUCGGUGGAAUGCUGGAUCGCUAGAUCGGUGGAUCUGUAGAUCGAUCAAUUAGUAGAUCGUUUGAUCGGUGGAUCUGUAGAUCGAUGGAUCGCCAGAUCGAAAGAUCUGUGGAUAGGGGGAUCGUUAGGUCGGUGGAUCGGUAGAUGCUAGAUUGAUGAAACGCUAGCUCGGUGGAUCGCUAGCUUGGUGGAUCGCUAGAUCGAUGGAUCGGUAGAUGGCUAGAUCAGUGGAUCAGUGGAUCUGUAGAUGGGUGAAUCGGUAGAUUAGUAGAUCGCUAGAUCCAAGGAUUGGUAGAUCGGUGGAUCGCUAGUUCUGUGGAUCUGUAGAUCGCCAGAUUGGUGGAUCGCUAAAUCUGUGGAUCUGUAGAUUGAUAGAUAGACAGAUCGCUAGAUCGGUGGAUCUGUAGAUCGAUGGACCGGUAGAUCGCUAGAUGGAUGGAACGGUAGAUCAGUAGAUCGCUAGAUCCAUGGAUUGGUAGAUCGGUGGAUCGCUAGUUCUGUGAAUCUGUAGAUCGCUGGAUUGGUGGAUCGCUAAAUCUGUGGAUCUGUAGGUCGAUAGAUAGACAGAUCGCUAGAUCGGGGGAUCUGUAGCUCGAUGGAUCGGUAGAUCGCUAAAUAGGUGGAUCUGUAGAUCGAUGAAUCGGGAGAUCGUUUGAUCAGUAGAUCUGUAGAUCGAUAGAUAUCGGUGGAUCCACGGUUUCUGAACCUUUCUGGGUUACCGGUCGUUUCGAUACAAAGUCGUUUCGAUACAAGUAGUUUCGGUACAAAUUGAAGUCGAUUCGAUACAUACCUUAAGUCGGUUCGAUCCACUUGAGGUCGUUUCGAUUCAAUCAGAAAAACUUGCCAACUUUUGAAGAUUUAGUCACUACCAUUAACAGUUCGUUUAUUUUUUGUCUUGAAGAAUAUGAAAUAUGAUUUAAAAUGCUAAUUACGACAUUUACGGUCGCUUCAUCGUUUGGCUGAAGUCCUGUUUGCUUAACGCCUUAACUCAUUUCACUAACGUUUUGUAACCCUCGAAUAUCGAUUUCUACAGUUCUUACUACUCUGCUUUUAUGUCGAAGCAUUUUUUUUUGAAGGGGGAUCAACAGCACUGCCUCAAGACGGGAUCGGGAACAACAUGGAAAACCGCCGCCAUCUUGGUUGUUGCACGUGCUUAAGUAUCAUGACAUGGUUGCUAAGCACAAUUAUUUCGUACUCUGUGAAUACAUUACUACCAUUAUACUUUUUAUUGCUAACAACUAAUGUAAGCUUACUUAUUACACGCGGGGACGUGUGGGUCGUCCUAGUGACACCCGCCCCUUUGAAAGUCAAUGUUAAAUGUUUUUAAGCUAAAUAAGAAAGCGAUGCCAAUGUACUUAUUACACGCGGGGACGUGUGGGUCGUCCUAGUGACACCCGCCCCUUUGAAAGUCAAUGUUAAAUGUUGUUAAGCUAAAUAAGAAAGCGAUUCCAAUGUACUUAUUACACGCGGGGACGUGUGGGUCGUCCUAGUGACACCCGCCCCUUUGAAAGUCAAUGUUAAAUGUUGUUAAGCUAAAUAAGAAAGCGAUGCCAAUGUACUUAUUACACGCGGGGACGUGUGGGUCGUCCUAGUGACACCCGCCCCUUUGAAAGUCAAUGUUAAAUGUUUUUAAGCUAAAUAAGAAAGCGAUGCCAAUGUACUUAUUACACGCGGGGACGUGUGGGUCGUCCUAGUGACACCCGCCCCUUUGAAAGUCAAUGUUAAAUGUUUUUAAGCUAAAUAAGAAAGCGAUGCCAAUGUACUUAUUACACGCGGGGACGUGUGGGUCGUCCUAGUGACACCCGCCCCUUUGAAAGUCAAUGUUAAAUGUUUUUAAGCUAAAUAAGAAAGCGAUGCCAAUGUACUUAUUACACGCGGGGACGUGUGGGUCGUCCUAGUGACACCCGCCCCUUUGAAAGUCAAUGUUAAAUGUUUUUAAGCUAAAUAAGAAAGCGAUGCCAAUGUACUUAUUACACGCGGGGACGUGUGGGUCGUCCUAGUGACACCCGCCCCUUUGAAAGUCAAUGUUAAAUGUUUUUAAGCUAAAUAAGAAAGCGAUGCCAAUGUACUUAUUACACGCGGGGACGUGUGGGUCGUCCUAGUGACACCCGCCCCUUUGAAAGUCAAUGUUAAAUGUUUUUAAGCUAAAUAAGAAAGCGAUGCCAAUGUACUUAUUACACGCGGGGACGUGUGGGUCGUCCUAGUGACACCCGCCCCUUUGAAAGUCAAUAUUAAAUGUUUUUAAGCUAAAUAAGAAAGCGAUUCAAAUAUAUCUAGUUUCAGUCCCAAAUUCUAACCUAAUCUUUGCUUGAUAUCUUCACUGGCUGGGUGCAAUAAGAUAAGAGAUCGCACUUAGGAGUUGCUUUGCGCUUCUCUCUCCGUUCCUAAAUUCCUCCCAUAGGUUAAAGAUCUUGGUUUGGAGAUUCCUGAAUUGUCUACGCUGAAUUCGUUUUAGCUUGCGCUCCGAAACGAGUCUCAUCUGAAGGGAUGUCAACCUUGCCUCUCUAUACAGAAAUUUUUACUGUUUAAACCCCGGUGCCAGCCUUCUAAGUCGUUGUUGGUCCGAACAGAUUGCAUAAAAACGGACCAGGAUGACGUUGGCCAUAUUCUGCUCUCGAUCCAUGUUGACUUCACGUAUUGGGAGAAUUCCUGAAGAGUGGGAGUGGGAGCUUGCCUCUCUAGCCGGUGGAACAUCGGUUCAAUCUCCUGGUCCGGUAAGUAGGGCAAGGCCAUCAUUUUUCGUGGGUACCGGGAUCAUUGCAGUACGCACUCUGUAACCCGAGCUCUUGAACCUAGGAAAAAAAAAAAGGGAAAUUAAACGAAAUUGGUCUUGCUCCUCAUUAGUUAGAAUAUGUGUCACUCAAAGAUAUUCACUACAUGGCUUGUUCCCACUAAUCGGCGAAAAUUUUGAAGAUUUAUGAUUUACGGAUAUAUUUUUUAGUUAAACAGUUUACAAUAAUUUCUUACUAACCUUUCUCCACAGUGCUUGGGUCAUAUGAAAGGCACAACCUCUGAUGUCCACAUCAGGUAGUAACUGGCCUAUUGCGGACCAAAGAGCCUUUUCAAAGUCUAUCGUAAUCCUCUUCAACGAAAGGGAACUUGGUAGCAAGUCAAGUACUUCUUUAAGAACCUGAAAGAACAGGUUAUUUGCUUAUUUAAACAGGAUUGUCUAUUGAAAUAGUGGAAUUAAUACCUCUCUUCUAACUUCGGGAAUCUUGCAAUAAUCCUUUUUUUUUCUGCCCGACAUCAGUACAAAUAACAGGGGUACUUGUUUGGCGCAGUCCUCCUUUCGCACGAAAGCGUUGAUGCUUAAGAGUUGAGUGAACGGCAGUCUGCAGAGUUUAAACGUGCCGUCGAUGUACCAGGAUUUCGCCUUCCCAAGUUGUCUCAGCUGCUCAUCUGUGGCGAAGAUUAAAUGUCUGCGCUCUCGGACCUGAACAUCUUUUCUGAAAAAGUGAUCGGGGAUAUGUUCUUCUUCCAACUCAAAGUCGAGGUCUGUUGGGUCCUCGGGACGUAGUUUCUGGCGCAGUCUGUUUGCUUGGCGAGCUUGAAUAGAUCCUCCACUGCCUUAGCCUUCACGCUCGCGAUGACUUUAGCUGUCGUUGCAGCGCCAACUGAUGCUGGAUGGUUGUGGCAAUGCAAACCUGGCUCAAAUCUGUUCUCUUUCUGCCGCACCUUAGCCUUGCACGGGUUGUUCUUGGGACGUACGACGCAUUGCCAGUCGGUCGUGCUUCCGCGUUGUCGCUGGAACCCAAACGUGUAGCCACGGUUGUCAAUUAACUUUGGACGGCCCCGUUUACUUGACUGCGGUACAAUCUCAUAGGUUAUGCUCUCAUCCGGCUGGUUCUGCUCACCAUGGAUGCUCGGAUCAGCAAGGGAUGACUCUGCCUAGGCACCAUAGUUCAGCGGUGAAGAAGUAGACCGGGUAGGAGAUCAAUUCUGUGAACGGAAAAUAAUUAUAAGAUUGAAUUAUAAGAUUGAAGACAUUUCCCAUAAUAUUGUACAUUAAAGAUAGUUUCCAUUUUUAAAUAGGAUAACUUAAUAAGAAUAAUAAAAUAAGCAAAUAACUCACCAGAAGUUGAUCAUAAAUUGUGGACUCCAGCUCCUCGUCCAGCCUAGUACUCUCAGCAACUGGUUGGUUGCACUGGUCACAGAGCCAGUCAAUGGUUUGACCGGACUGAACAGCUGCGCGAUAAGUCUCUCUUGAAAUACCGGUAUGGCAUGUGCGGUGCUGCCAGCGAUUACAGCCAUCGCAUUGGAGACCCUCUUGACGCGGGCGGACAGGAUUAGAACAUGACCGUGGAUCGGGGGAUCGUUACGUAGGUGGAUCGGUAGAUCGCUAGAUAAGUGAAUCGCUAGAUCGGUGGAUCGAUGGAUCGGUAGAUGAAUGGAUCGGUGGAUCGCUUUUUCUAUAGACUUGUAGAUCGAUGGAUCGGUAGAUCGCUACAUCGGUGGAUGAAUGGUUGGAUAGAUCGGUGCAUCUGUAGAUCGAUGGAUCGGCCGAUCGCUAGAUGGAUGCAUCGGUAGAUCGCUAGAUCUCUGGAUAGGGGGAUCCCUAGAUCGGUGGAUCGCUAGAUCGAUAGAUCGGUAGAUAGAUGGCUCGCUGGAUCGCUUGAUUGGUGAAUUGGGAGAUCGAUAGAUGAAUGGAUAGGUAAAUCGAUGGAUCGGUAGAUCGCUAUAUCUCUGGAUGGGGGAUCGUCAGAUCGAUGGAUCUGUAGAUUGCUAAAUAGGUGGAUCGCUGGAUCGCUGGAUCGCUGGAUCAGGGGAUCUGUAGCUCGAUGGAUCGGUGGAUCGCUAAAUCGGUGGAUCUGUAGAUCGAUGAAUCGGUACAUCGUUUGAUCGGUGGAUCAGUGGAUGGGGGGAUCGUUAGAUCCGUGGAUCGGUAGAUUGCUAGAUCGGUGGAUUGGUAGAUCGAUGGAUCAGUAGAUUCCUAGAUCGGUGGAUCGGUAGAUCGUUAGAUCAGUGGAUCUGAGAUCGAUGGAUCGGUAGGUCUGUGGAUCUGCAGAUCGAUGGAUUGGCAGAUCGAUGGAUCGGCAGAUCGGUAGAUCGCUACAUGGAUGGAUCGGUAGGUCGCUAGAUCGAUGGAUCGGUAGAUCUAUAAAUCUCUAAGUGGGGGAUGGUUAGAUCGGUGGAGCAGUAGAUCGGCAGAUUGCUAGAUCGGUAGAUCGCUAGAUGAGUGGAUGUGUAAAUCGAGGGAUCUGGAGAUCGGUGGAUCUGUAGAUCGAUGGAUCGCCAGAUCGCUAAAUCUGUGGAUCAGGGGAUCGUUAGGUCGGUGGAUCGGUAGAUCGCUAGAUUGGUGAAUCGCUACAUCGGUGGAUCGCUAGAUCGAUGGAUCGCUAGAUUGCAAGAUCGGUUGAUAAGAGGAUCUGUAGAUCGAUGGAUCUGUAGAUUAGUGGAUCGCGAGAUCCAUGGAUCGGUAAAUCGAUGGAUCAGUAGAUCGGAGGAUCGCUAGUUCUGUGGAUCCGUAGCUCGCUGGAUUGGUGGAUCGCCAGAUUUGUGGAUCUGUACAUCGAUGGAUCGGUAGAUCGCUAGAUCGGUGGAUCGAUGGAUCGGUAGAUCUCUAGAUUGAUGGAUCGGCAGAUCGCUAGAUCGGUGGAUGGGUAGAUCGAUGGAUCGCAAGAUUGAUGGAUCGGUAAAUCGGAACAUCGCUGGAUGGGGGUUCGUUAGAUCGCUAGAAGGGUGGAUCGGUAGAUCACUGGAUCGGUAGAUCGCUAGAUCCGUGGAUCUGUAGGUGGAUGGAUCGGUAGAUCGGUGGAUCUGUUGAUCGAUGGAUUGGCAGAUCGCUAGAUGGAUGGAUUGGUAGAUUGCUAGAUCUCCUGAUGGGAAAUUGUUAGAUCGGUGGAUCGCUAGAUCGGUGGAUCGUUAGAUCGGUGGAUCGUUAGAUCGGUGGAUCGUUAGAUCGGUUGAUCGCUAAAUCGAUGGAUUGCUAGAUUCAUGGAUCGGUAGAUCGGUAGAUCGAUGGAUCGGUGUAUUGCUAGUUCUGUGGAUCUGUAGAUCGAUGGAUCGGCAGAUCGCUAGAUCGGUGGAUUGGUAGAUCGAUGGAUCGGUAGAUCGGUAGAUCGGCUGAUCGCUAGAUCGGUGGAUCGUUGGAUCGCUUGGUCGGUGGAUGUGUAGAUCGAUGGAUCGGCAGAUGGUUAGAUCGGUGGAUUGGUAGAUCGAUGAAUCGGUAGAUAAGUGGAUAGGUGGAUCGAUAGAUCGCUUAAUCGAUGGAUUGGUGGAUCUGUAGAUAGAGGUAAAUCGGUAGAUCGGUAAAUCCCUAGAUCGGUGGAUCGAUAGAUCGUUCGGCUCGAAGAUAUUAGCACUUGAGUGCUACACUGUAAAUUCGAGGGUAAAUAAAGGUCAUUGAUUGAUUGAUUGAUCUGAGAUGGAUGGAUCGCUAGGUCUGUGGAUCUGUAGAUCGAUGGAUUGGCAGAUCGGUAGAUCGAUGGAUCGGCAGAUCGCUAGAUGGAUGGAUUGGUAGAUUGCAAGAUCUCUUGAUGGGAAAUUGUUAGAUCGGUGGAUCGCUAGAUCGCUAGAUCGGUGGAUCGUUAGAUCAGUUGAUAGCUAAAUCGAUGGAUUGCUAGAUUCAUGGAUCGGUAGAUUGCUGGAUCGAUGGAUCGGUGUAAUGCUAGUUCUGUGGAUCUGUAGAUCGCUGGAUCGGUGUGUCGCUAGAUCGGUGGAUCGCUAGAUUGAUGGAUCGGUAGAUUGCUAGAUUGGUGGAUCAGUGAAUCUGUAGAUCGAUGGAUCGGUAGAUUAGUGGAUCGCGAGAUCCAUGGAUCGGUAAAUCGAUGGAUCAGUAGAUCGGAGGAUCGCUAGUUCUGUGGAUCCGUAGCUCGCUGGAUUGGUGGACCGCCAGAUUGGUGGAUCUGUAGAUCGAUUGAUCGGUAGAUCGGUAGAUCGGUAGAUCUCUAGAUCGAUGGAUCGGCAGAUCGCUAGAUCGGUGGAUGGGUAGAUCAAUGGAUCCCUAGAUUGAUGGAUCGGUAGAUCGGUACAUCGCUGGAUGGGGAGAUCGUUAGAUCGCUAGAACGGUGGAUCGGUAGAUCGCUAGAUCCGUGGAUCUGUAAGUCGAUGGAUCGGUAGAUAGGUGUAUCUGUUGAUCGAUGGAUCGGCAGAUCGGUGGAUCUGUUGAUUGAUGGAUCGGCAGAUCGCUUGAUCGAUGGAUCGGUAGAUCGCUAGAUGGAUGGAUUGGUAGAUUGCUAGAUCUCUUGAUGGGGAAUUGUUAGAUCGGUGGAUCUCUAGAUGGCUAGAUCGGUGGAUCGUUAGAUCGGUUGAUCGCUAAAUCGUUGGAUUGCUAGAUUCAUGGAUCGGUAGAUCGCUAGAUCGAUGGAUCGGUGUAUUGCUAGUUCUGUGGACCUGUAGAUCGCUGGAUCGGUGUAUCGCUAGAUCGGUGGAUCUGUAGAUCGAUGGAUCGGCAGAUCGCUAGAUCGGUGGAUUGGUAGAUCGAUGGAUCGGUAGAUCGGUAGAUCGGCUGAGCGCUAGAUCGGUGGAUCGUUGGAUCGCGUUGUCGGUGGAUGUGUAGAUCGAUGGAUCGGCAGAUCGUUAGAUCGUUACAUCGGUGGAUUGGUAGAUCGAUGAAUCGGUAGAUCGGUGUAUAGGUGGAUCGAUAGAUCGCUUGAUCGAUGGAUUGGUGGAUCUGUAGACAGAGGGAUCGUUAGAUCGGUAAAUCGCUAGAUCGGUGGAUCGAUAGAUCGCUCGGCUCGAAGAUAUUAGCACUUGAGUGCUACACUGUAAAUUCGAGGGUAAAUAAAGUUUAUUGAUUGAUUGAUUGAUCGCUAGUUGGUGGAUCUAUAGAUCGAUGGAUCGGUAGAUCGCUAGAUCUGUGGAUCUGUAGAUCGAUGGAUUAUUUGUAGAUCUGCAGACCGCUGGAUCGAUGGAUCUGUACAUCUCUGGAUCAGUAGAUCGCUAGAUCGGUGGAUCUCUAGAGCGAUGGAUAGGUGGAUCGGUAGAUUGGUGGAUCGGUAGAUCGAUGGAUUGGUAGAUCGAUGGUUCGGUAGAUUGCUAGAUCGAUGGUUCGGUAGAUUGCUAGAUCGAUGGAUCGGUGGAUCGUUGGAUCACUAGAUCAUUUGAUCGUUGGAUCGUUAGAUCGGUGAAUCUGUAGACCCCUGGAUCAUUAAUAGAUCUGUAGAGCGAUGGAUCGGUGAAUGGGUUGAUCAUUGGAUCACCAGAUCGGUAGUUCGGUGGAUCUGUAGAUGGAUGGAUCUUUAGAUCAGUAGAUUAGUAGAUCGAUCGAUCAGUGGAUCUUUAGAUGAGUAGAUCUUUAGAUCCAUGUUUCGGUGGAUCUGUGGAUCAGUAGAUUUGUAGAUCAGUGGAUCGAUAGAUCGCUAGAUCGGUGGAUUUGUAAAUUAAUGGAUAAGUAGAUGUGUAAUUCGGUGGAUCACUAGAUCAUGGGAGCUGUAGAUCAAUGGAUGGACAGAUCGUUAGAUUGGUGGAUCGCUGGAUCGAUGGAUGGCUAGAUCGGUGAUUCUGUAGAUCGGCAGAUCACUAGUCCGGCGGAUCGCUAUAUCGGUUAGGGUUAUGUAGAUAGAUGGGUCUGUAGAUCUCUUGAUCAGUGGAUCGGUUCCCAGUAGCUUAGUGAUUCCAGCAGUGGCAAUUGAAAUGGGUGGCAAAGAUGGCGUACGGUUAGGGGUAUGGUCGAAAACCCCAUCGCUCUGAUUUUGACAAAGUUGCUAGAUUGAUGGAUCGGUACAUCGGUACAUCGCUGGAUGGGGGGAUUGGUAGAUUGCUAGAUCCGUGGAUCUGUAGGUCGAUGGAUCGGCAGAACGCUAGAUCGAUGGAUCGGUAGAUCGCUAGAUCGCCAGAUCGCUAGAUGGAUGGAUUGGUAGCUUGCUGGAUCUCUUUUGAGGAAUUGUUAGAUCGGUUGAUCGCUAGAUCGCUAGAUCGGUGGAUCGUUAGAUCGGUUGAUCGCUAAAUCGAUGGAUUGCUAGAUUCAUGGAUUGGUAGAUCACUAGAUCGAUGGAUCGGUUUAUUGCUAGUUUUGUGGAUCUGUAGAUCGCUGGAUCGGUGUAUCGCUAUAUCGGUGGAUCUGUAGAUCGAUGGAUCUUUGGAUCGCUUGGUCGGUGGAUGUGUAGAUCGUUAGAUCGGUGGAUUGGUAGAUCGAUGAAUCGGUAGAUCGGUUGAUAGGUGGAUCGCUAGGUCGGUUGAUCGCUAGGUCGGUGGAUCGAUAGAUCGCUUGAUCGAUGGGUUGGUGGAUCUGUAGAUAGAGGGAUCGGUAGAUCGGUAAAUCCCUAGAUCGGUUUAUCGAUAGAUCGCUCGGCUCGAAGAUAUUAGCACUUGAGUGCUACACUGUAAAUUCGAGGGUAAAUAAAGUUUAUUGAUUGAUUGAUUGAUCGCUAGUUGGUGGAUCUGUAGAUCGAUGGAUCGGUAGAUCGCUAGAUCUGUGGAUCUGUAGAUCGAUGGAUCAUUUGUAGAUCUGCAGACCGCUGGAUCGAUGGAUCUGUACAUCUCUGGAUCAGUAGAUCGCUAGAUCGGUGGAUCUCUAGAAAGAUGGAUGGGUGGAUCGGUUGAUUGGUGGAUCGCUAGAUCGAUAGAUUGGUAGAUCGAUGGAUCGGUGGAUCGGUGGAUCACUAGAUCGGUGAAUCCGUAGAUCCCUGGAUCAGUAAUAGUUCUGUAGAGCGAUGGAUCGGUGAAUGGGUUGAUCAUUGGAUCACUAGAUCGGUAGUUGGGUGGAUCACUAGAUCGGUGGAGCUGUAGAUCAACGGAUGGACAGAUCGUUACAUUGGUGGAUCGCUGGAUCGAUGGAUGGCUAGAUCGGUGGUUCUGUAGAUUGGCAGAUCACUAGUCCGGCGGAUCGCUAUAUCGGUUAGGGUUAUGUAGAUAGAUGGGUCGGUAGAUCUCUUGAUCAGUGGAUCGGUUCCCAAUAGCUUAGUGAUUCCAGCAGUGGCAAUUGAAAUGGGUGGCAUAGAUGGCGUACGGUUAGGGGUAGUGUCGAAAAGCCCAUCGCUCUGAUUUUGACAAAGUUGCUUCACACCUUAGGGUACAUGGCUAGUGAACACUCAUUAGAAAUAUCUGUUUAAAACGGUCGCCUUACCGGCCGCAUUGGUUAUUAAGUUAUCCUGAUGUUUGAGAGGUGGUACCCCCUUGCUGUCAGAUUUGAAGCGCUUAAACAAGCCCCAGAGUUGUUUGUUUGCUCCCAUCGAGUCUUCUUCAUUUGUCGGGGUAAUAAUCUCUUCCACAUACUGCCCGUAUGCGGCACGAAACUUCUUUUGGACUUGAUGCUUAAUGGUAUUGUAGCGAGGAUCCUUUCUUGCGUGUAGCUUAUCUCUUUUCCUCAUGAGGCGUCUCAAAGAGGGGACACAUAUUGUAGGCCAUUUCUUGAGCUCGUAAACCGAUGUGGUAUGAAUCGCUUGAUACCAGAGGUCGAUUCCUCUCAAAAACUAGACUACAAUUCAUUUAUUGAUAGAUCACAGUCAGUAGAAUGCACGACAGAGUCUGCAUAUUUAGGCAUGUGUUCUUUAAGGCCACCCCAGUCUACUUUUCUAUACAAGGGAAUCAUCCUGCGUUUUUGUUUGUUGAUUUUUGCUUUGAUAUUACCAUAAAAGACACAGCAUCAUGAUCACUAACAGCUGGGAUGACUUUAGUCUUGAUUAUAAGACUGUCGUUUUUAGUUACAAACAAGUCUAAGUCAUUUUUACUCCACGUAGGAUUGGUUAGAUCAGUAGAUCUGUAGGUCAGUAGAUCAGGAAAUCUGUUGGAUAGGUGGAUCGAUUGAUCGGUGGAUCUGUAGAUCGAUGGAUAAGUAAGUCUGUAAAUCGGUGGAUCGCUAGAUCGUUGAAUCUGUAGAUGAAUGGAUUAGUAGAUCUAAGUUUCUUGGUGAAACUUAAGACAAAGAAGAAACAGAAAAAAGCAAAGUUUUUCAACUUCCCUGAACAAUAGCCCAACGUAUGCAUGUGUUGAUGAUGUCAGUUUUGCUGUUUCCUCUGUAUGUGUUUGAGAAUUAUUUUCAUCAGAUUCUCACUGGAAAUUCAUUGUUGUAAAACAUCAUUUUGUUUACAAUAAUAUUGAAAUCGAGGGUUAACGAAAUUUGGGAGUUCUGAUGUAAACAUGAAUUAAUAACUACCUUAGCCUUCUCCUAACCGUGCCCUGCCCUCAUGGAGGAGGAUAAUGCUGUACAGCUACACAACUACCAACCUAUCCCUCCCCAACCUAACCUAACAUUUUGCUCCUCAACCCUUCAAUUCCCCAGUGAUCAACUUAAUUUCCCCCUAACAAUAUCAAUACAAGAUCAAGAGAAAUGGUUAUGAGAGUCAAUAAAAUGACCACCAAAGGAAAACUGCUUUGAUCUUUUCAUUAAAAUUCUCCCGACUAAUUCUUUAUGGAAAUGUAUAGACAGGGCAGUUUCCAAGAAUCUUAUACACAUCCAACCGCAGGUUAAUUAAGAAAAUAAUCUACAAUGCAGUCAACCGUACUUCUGAUAACCUGGAAAAUAACUACUACCAUACUCAAUAUUCCCUAAAUGUUUCUCAGGUCUCUGAUGUGAUCCAAAGUGACAAGAACAGGUAUGUUCUAAUAAUAAUAAUAAUAAUAAUAAUAAUAAUAAUAAUAAUAAUAAUAAUGAUAAUAAUAAUAAUUAUUAUUAUUACUAUAAUGAUAAUAACAAUAAUGACGAUGAUGGUGAUGGCGAUGAUGAUGAGCUGUAAAACUUCUGAUUUCAUUUUCUGAAAGAAUGUGUUGAAUUUGAUGACAUUAAUUCCUUUUCCUUUUUACAGUGGCAUCAGUGAUGGUAAGCAAAGAAGUGUGAUACCUGCCCUUGGCAUGGCCUGGUCCAGCAUGGUGACAAUGCGACUUAUGUUAUCACGAACAGAGCAACUAAUACAACCGCUUAAUCAAGCCCUAGAUAGAAGGGUAAUAAAAAAUAUACAUGUUUUAGGUACCCUAUUACAUGAAAUUUGCGCGACACGUUAAUUUCGCGAAAUUAAAGUAACGCGAACAAUGAGUGUGGCGAACAUAACAUGACGCGAAAAUUAAGUGACUCACGUUAUGUCCAUAAUCAAGGAAGAACGAGUUUAUUACCACAGAAACGUUUACAAAUCACAUUUUUUACUUUUGUGAUGAAUUUUUAGUGUAAAUGGAUGUUGUGGUCAAUUAACUCAAGAACAAUAAUUCACGUACAAGCAUGAACUGCUUGGUUGUUACUGUUGACAUUUAGUCCCGCUGUUCGCGUUAUCUGAAGAUUGACAUUAUUGUUCCUUUUAUAAAGUCGUUUUAUUUAAUUCAGACAUGUUAAAUAACAUUGUCUAUGAAAUGUAAGUUGUUGUACUCAAAAACGCGAAUUUAAAGUGAUUCAAAAUAUAAAAUUUUCCCCAAAUCGCAAAAUUUAAUUGCGCGAAAUAUGCGCACAUGUCGCGAAAAUUUCAUGUAAUAAGGUAGCCUCUUCCUGUCUCUCAGAUAGUCACACAAAGCAAAUUAGCAAAGUGACCUUGGAAGUAAACGGCAGGUUAAAGCCCUAUUUCGGGGGAGACACAAUGGAACCUUAAUGUAAUAAAAGGCCAAGGGAAUCGAGGUCCUUUUCCAUAUAACUAUUUUAUUUCACUACUAGGUAUACUGGGCAAACAUUAUUGAUCAUUAAUAAUUAUACCGAGGACUUCGUUACCCAGGGGAUCAUUAAAUCAAGGUUCCACUGUACUUAGGGAAGAAAGGGCGGAUCAGCAGUUCUAUGGUCAUAAAUGGUCUGAGUUUGUAUCCCCAGGUUAAUGGCAGUUGUGGGAGCUUGAGAUUAGGUUUCCUUCUCUUCCCUGCUACACGAGAAUUUUUUCUGGGUAGUCUCCCCCCCCGCUAAAAAACUCUAAAUUCCAAUUCCAUAACUUGUCAAACAAAUUAUUAAUGCAGCUUAAGGUGUUUUGUACCUGACAUAAAUUUAAAGCAGUCACCAUUUUUGAAUAAAGCCUAUUCUAGAAGUGAAGAAAUGAAACUGCUGAGAAGGUACAAACUUCUGUAAUACUUUAACAUAUCAAUCUUGGUCUUCAGUCCUUUCUCCUAAAUCUGAUCUGUUAUCUUUUAUUUACAGGACAUUGACCCUGUAAUCAAAAGACGUCUGAGGGUUAUCUUUGCACCGCAUCUUCCAAAUUCCACAUGUUUGUUUUAUGUCAGUAGUGAUGGUGUCCAUGGGUACAGAGAGAACCAUCAGGAGGGGGAAUAA
This is a messenger RNA of Porites evermanni, 17937 nucleotides long. The record is from the annotation of a GenBank genome assembly. NCBI's taxonomy places the organism in Eukaryota, Metazoa, Cnidaria, Anthozoa, Scleractinia, Poritidae.